AUGCCUAGUCUCGUCGACUGGUAUGGUUCUAGAGGCUGCACACUUCUAAGGUCUCUUUUCCGCGCAUUCACUCACCCGAUAACCGAUGCGAGAAGAAACUCUCAUCGAUUCGAUGAACUACGAGUUACAAGCUUGACCAGUAGAGUACCAAAGGGUACCAAUGAGCGACAGAGAUCGAUGGUUCUCAAAGGUAUGUGUGCGAUCUCACUGUAUUAG
Molecule: messenger RNA, 216 nt
Organism: Heterobasidion irregulare TC 32-1
Lineage: Eukaryota; Fungi; Basidiomycota; Agaricomycetes; Russulales; Bondarzewiaceae
Exons: 2
Coding region: 1-216 (71 amino acids)
Source: RefSeq, a predicted model, not a curated record